UUCUCGGUGAGCGCACGGCUCGCGAUUGGGGAUGACGCCUGCCAGUCUUGGUGGGUGGGGCUUCAACCCGGCGGAAGGCGGAAGCAUACGGUGCCGGGUAGCAGCAUGGAGGCGGUGGCAGGGGAGAGAAGCAACCUGUCCGGGGUGCGGCACAUCCUGCUGGUGCUCUCUGGGAAGGGCGGCGUGGGGAAGAGCACCAUCUCCACUGAGCUGGCUCUGUCGCUGCGGCACUCUGGGAAGAAGGUGGGGAUCCUGGACGUGGACCUGUGUGGCCCCAGCAUACCCCGCAUGUUCAGGGUACAGGACAACGACGUGCAUCAGUGUGACAGCGGCUGGGUCCCCGUCUUUGUGGACCAAGACAAGAGCAUCUCGCUCAUGUCCAUCGGCUUCCUGCUGGAGAAGCCGGAUGAUGCUGUGGUGUGGAGAGGACCCAAGAAAAAUGCUUUAAUCAAACAAUUUGUUGCUGACGUGGCCUGGGGGGACCUGGACUUCCUCAUUGUGGACACUCCACCAGGCACGUCUGACGAGCACAUCUCCACGGUGGAGGCCUUGCGGCCUUACAAGCCACUUGGAGCAAUCCUGGUCACAACGCCCCAGGCCGUGGCUGUGGGAGACGUGAGGCGAGAGCUGACGUUCUGUAAGAAGACAGGUUUACGAGUUCUUGGCAUCGUGGAGAACAUGAGUGGCUUUGUCUGCCCACACUGCUCGGAGUGCACAAACAUCUUUUCCAAAGGGGGAGGUGAGGAGCUGGCCAAGCACGCUGGAGUCCCCUUCCUAGGCUGUGUUCCCCUGGACCCCCAACUCAGCCAGAGCUUGGAGGAAGGCAGAGAUUUCAUCCGAGAGUUUCCCAAGAGCGCUGCCUUCCCUGCCUUGGCUCACAUCGCCCAGCAGAUCUUGGAUGGUACGUCACAGCCGAGCUCCUGAGGAGGGCACGGAGCAGGACUCUUGCUGGCUAAGCCCCUGGCCCAGCAGCACCACCAGCAGCCCGUGCUGGUGGGGAAGGGGGACUAUCUCAGUGGGGGUGCCGGAGGGAGGGGGAUGCACAGCAUCAGUGCCGCUCACAGCGAUCCAAAAGGGAAGCACUGCUCUAUCCUCCUGGAUCUGAUGAUCACCUGAUGCAGCGACAAUGGCAAACAUCAUUGACUGUUUUUUCCCUCACUGAACCCAAACGGCACUGACCAUCUGGAUCGUGGCUCCACGUGCUGCUGCCUUCUCCUGCUGUUCUUGCGUGAUGGAUCAUAUGGUACUUGGUUUGGUGGCUGGUGCGUUCGUGCUGGGUGCCCUGAUGUGGACCCAAGCCAGGCUGCCGCACUCUGAUGUCUCACGUCGCUGGUUCCUGAUGGGCUGAUGAGGGCACAGCAUGUGCUUCGCAUGAGGAAAACAUCUUUAGGAGACAGACCACAUGUUUGAGGUCUGCAUCCUGCCUUGUUUGAGGCCUUGUUUGAUCUGCUCGGGAUUAUUGUGACUCAGGAAUAUUUUUAAAGGUUCCAGACAGUAAAUACUUUUCUUAAAAUCCA
This is a messenger RNA of Columba livia (rock pigeon), 1517 nucleotides long. RefSeq names its product NUBP iron-sulfur cluster assembly factor 2, cytosolic (gene NUBP2). Gene Ontology annotation, biological process: iron-sulfur cluster assembly. The record is from RefSeq and is a predicted model, not a curated record. The coding region runs from base 106 to 924 and encodes 272 amino acids. Lineage: Eukaryota; Metazoa; Chordata; Aves; Columbiformes; Columbidae. Gene Ontology annotation, cellular component: cytosol. Gene Ontology annotation, molecular function: ATP binding; ATP-dependent FeS chaperone activity; 4 iron, 4 sulfur cluster binding. The transcript has 7 exons.